AUGGCGCCCAAAAAAAAUUAUACGCCAGAACAAAUGCGUCGUGCCAUAGAGGCGGUCAAGAGAGGAGAAGCAGUGAGUGCAGCAGCAUCCAAAUAUGGUGUACCUCGUAUCACGCUUAGAAAUAAGGUAACGGGGAUAAGCCCUGCGGUUUGUUCAAUGGGCCCAGGUACGAUUUUUACGGUUCAAGAAGAGCAAAUAUUAGUAAAAUGGCUUUUUGCACUAGCGGAUCGACAUUUUCCUAUUUCACGAGAACAGUUAUUGGACAGUGUCCAACAAAUAAUAAUUAAGGACAAUAGGAAAACACCUUUUACUAACAAUCGCCCUGGAAAGACGUGGUACCAAGCAUUUCUUAAAAGACAUCCUGAGAUUUCGGAACGAACUGCACAAAAUCUAAUAACAUCACGAGAUAAUGUCACUGAACAACAAAUCAAAUCUUGGUUUACUGAGAUCAAAAAUUACCUUCAGGAGCAAAACCUUGAGCAUUUGCUAAAACGACCUAGCAGGAUAUUUAAUGCAGACGAAAGUGCAUUCUUUUUAUCACCAAAAUCUAGUCGUGUCUUAGUAAGACGGGGUGAUAAGACUGUGUAUACCACAUCUGGUAAUGAGAAAGAAAACUUGACUGUUUUACUAACUGCAAAUGCUGCUGGUCAAAUAGCGCCUCCUAUGAUAGUGUUUGCUUAUGAGCGUGUGCCAAAACCUAUAUCUGAUAGCGUACCUGAUACUUGGGGUAUCGGGAGAUCAGAAUCAGGGUGGAUGUGUAGUGAGACUUUUUAUGAGUAUUUCACAAAUAUAUUCCACCCAUGGUUGAUCGAGAAAAAUAUCGAAUUACCAGUCUUGUUCUUUUUGGAUGGCCACGGAUCACAUUUGACGACACAUCUUUCAGACUUCUGUGCAAAAAAUGGAAUAGAAUUAAUUGCUUUAUAUCCCAAUAGUACGCAUAUACUGCAGCCAAUGGAUGUUGCUGUCUUCCGACCAUUAAAAGUAUUUUGGAAGAGGCAGGUCAUUAGGUGGAAGACUGAACAUCUGGGUCAACAGGUUUCAAAAACUUCUUUUGCACCUAUACUGAAAAGUGCUUUAGAUGAAAUUACUAAAGAUUGUAUUAGUAAUGGUUUUCGAGCUGGCGGCAUAUGUCCAUUUGGACCGGAAUAUAUUGAUUUUAGUAAGCUCAACUCAAAAAAUCGAUCAGCAGAAAUCACGAAAGCUCAAGGUGCUUCGUCGCAAAAUGUGAAGUUUCUACGGAUGUUGGAGCCUGAAAUCGUAACACUAUUUUCUGACGAAAAAUUAAAUACAUUCAAAAAGUAUUUCUUUCCGCGGAGAACCGAUUUAGAAAAUGAAUUACCUGCUGAGGACAUAGGACUCUAUAUGUUAUGGGCUAAGUAUAAGCACUUAUGUCAUAUUGAGUUUCCACCACAGUCCACAUCUGAAGAAAUAGAUCUACAAUCCAUAGAAACAACAGCCACUCAAACCACGUAUUAUGCUAAUAAUCAUGAGUCGGAAGUUCUUUUAAAUGAGUUUUCGCCAUACUCUGGGCAGUUGAAGUGCUGCCUGUUGAAAUACCGAUAG
Parnassius mnemosyne (clouded apollo) is the source of this 1563-nucleotide messenger RNA. The record is from the annotation of a GenBank genome assembly. Lineage: Eukaryota; Metazoa; Arthropoda; Insecta; Lepidoptera; Papilionidae.